AUGUUCGUGGUCGUAGGCUCGAAGGAGCCCCUGUACAAGAUGGAGAUGCGUGCCCGACGCGAAGAAAGCGCGCACGUGGAUGAGUUCGUGCUCCAUGCAGCACUGGAUCUGGUAGACGAGCUCCUAUGGACGACCCCUGCUAUGGCGCUCAAGGUCGUGGACCGAUUCAAUGACCAGCUGGUCUCGGCUUUUGUCACGGCUUCAGGCGUGAAGUUCCUGCUAUUACAUGAAACUCGCAAUGACGAGACUAUCAAGGCCUUUUUCCAAGAAGUGCACGAGCUCUACAUUAAGUUAUUGAUGAACCCCUUUUACGAGUACGACACGCCGAUCUCCUCCGAGGUAUUUGAUGCCCGAGUCAAAACGUUGGCACGGAGAUACCUGUAG
This is a messenger RNA of Peronospora matthiolae, 384 nucleotides long. The record is from the annotation of a GenBank genome assembly. Lineage: Eukaryota; Oomycota; Peronosporomycetes; Peronosporales; Peronosporaceae.